Messenger RNA from Ostrinia furnacalis (Asian corn borer), 1252 nucleotides. RefSeq names its product Hydroxyacid oxidase (gene Hao). Gene Ontology annotation, biological process: fatty acid alpha-oxidation. The coding region runs from base 78 to 1181 and encodes 367 amino acids. The transcript is spliced from 9 exons. NCBI's taxonomy places the organism in Eukaryota, Metazoa, Arthropoda, Insecta, Lepidoptera, Crambidae. Gene Ontology annotation, cellular component: peroxisomal matrix. The record is from RefSeq and is a predicted model, not a curated record. Gene Ontology annotation, molecular function: FMN binding; (S)-2-hydroxy-acid oxidase activity.
CUUACUUACGUUCGUAAGAUGAUUGCUUUUCAUUCUUCGUUGAAGAUCCAACUUGUGUUGUGCAGUAUUGCGUAACAAUGGAAAAAUAUAUUAGUGUUAAAGAACUUGAAGAGGCAGCGAUCACGCUUUUGCCAAAGUCUGCACGUGACUAUUACAAGAGUGGUGCUACAGACGAACAAACCUUAGCAGAAAACCGACAAGCUUUCAACAAGCUACGUAUUCGACCAAAAUGUCUAGUAGGAUUAUCUGGCUGCGAUUUACGGACUACUGUCCUAGGUCAAGAAGUAUCUAUGCCGCUCGGCAUAUCCCCCACCGCAAUGCAGAGGAUGGCUCACCCGGAUGGGGAACUGGCUAAUGCUAAAGCGGCAGAAGCAGAGGGCACAAUUUUUACGCUAAGCACAAUUGCGACGAGUUCAAUUGAAGAAGUCGCCGAAGCUGCACCAAAAGCCAUCAAAUGGUUUCAACUUUACAUUUAUAACGAUAGAGAAGUGACCAAGAAUUUGGUUAAGAGAGCGGAAAAAGCCGGAUUCAAAGCCAUAGCUUUAACAGUCGACACUCCACUGUUUGGACUUCGAAGAGCCGACGUAAGAAAUAAGUUUACGUUACCUCCACAUUUAAAGUUAGCUAACUUCGAAGGACACUUAUCGACUAAAAUUCAUCAAACUGGAAAGGGCAGUGGAUUAAACAACUAUGUUCAAAAUCUAUUUGAUAAAUCAUUGACUUGGGACGAUAUUAAGUGGUUAAAAAGUAUUACGAAGUUACCAAUUGUGGCAAAAGGAAUUCUUCGCGGAGAUGAUGCUGUAAAAGCAAUAAAAGCUGGUUGUUCUGCAAUACUUGUUUCGAAUCAUGGGGCGAGACAACUGGACGGAGUACCAGCAACGAUUGAAGCUUUGCCUGAGAUCAUCAGAGCAGUUAAAGACUACAAUGUUGAAGUUUAUUUGGAUGGCGGAGUAACGACCGGCACCGAUGUUUACAAAGCAUUAGCUCUUGGAGCUAAAAUGGUUUUUGUGGGUCGGCCUGCGCUAUGGGGCUUGGCUGUGGGCGGGCAGGCUGGAGUUCAAAGGAUGCUCUCUAUAUUCCGCACUGAACUCGAAUAUGCGUUCCAAAUAGCAGGUACUCCUACAGUUGGUGAUAUUACAAGUGACAUGGUGCGACACGAAAGCAUUUACAGCAAGUUGUAAUUUAUUACCUACGCCUACCUUAAAUAGUUUUAAUUAAUAUUUAAUAUAAAUAUACUUUAACUAAUAUUUAA